Molecule: messenger RNA, 5244 nt
Organism: Rotaria socialis
Lineage: Eukaryota; Metazoa; Rotifera; Eurotatoria; Philodinida; Philodinidae
Source: the annotation of a GenBank genome assembly
AUGGCUCAAAAGAAUCCUAAAGGUGGUGGUGGUAGUGUGUCAGCAACAAAACAUAUCGAUAAUAAUGAUAUGUUUUUAAAACGAGCUCUAGAAAAAUUAUUAACUGAAAAAGAUAUGAAAAAAUCAUACCAUCAACAAUUAAAACGUGCAUGUGAAGCAGCACUUGCUUCUUUAACAAAAGAACCUCGAACUACAAAUAUUUUAUCUAUUCACGAAACUUAUUUUCUUCCGUUUGAAUUGGCUUGUACAUCAAAGAAUUCUCGAAUGAUCGAUACUUCACUGGAUUGUCUUCAAAAACUUCUUUUAAAUGGUCACGCAAUUGGCAAUAUAAGUGAUCCGAUCGAUUCAUCAAAAUUAUUAAUCGAUCGUAUUGUAUCUGUUAUUUGUGCAUGUUUUUAUGGCAUCCAAACUGAAGAAAAAGUUGAAUUACAAAUAAUAAAAAUUUGUUUAACUAUAAUGACGUCGCAAACAAUUGAAAUUCAUCAACGUAGUGUGCUACAAAUAGUUAAGACAUGUUUUAAUAUUUAUUUAACAAGCCGUUCGAAAAUUAAUGAGGCAACAGCACAAGGUUGUCUUUCACAAAUACUUAAUGGAAUUUUUUCGAAAAUGGAACAAAAAAUGAGUUUAGUUAAUGAGCGUAAACAAAAAGAAACAAUAAGUGUAGUGACAACUGAUUAUGAUGAAGAACAAGUAAUUAUUAAAGAUAUUCUCGAUGAACUUGUUGAGAAAAUUGUUUAUGAUGAAGCAACACUAGUAGAAACCAAUAGUUCAUUGUCAAACAACGAAAUUAUUGAAGAUACUCAAUCAACACAAGGAGAUAUCAAUGGCGAAAUAAGACAGAAUGAUGGAGAUUUGCAAUCGAUUGAUGAAGCAUCAUCUAUUGGAAAAGUCGUGUCAUCUUCAUUAUCAGCUGAUGAAAUAUCUGCUGAUAAUUACUUCCGACAUGCAUAUUAUGUUUUUCGUGCCUUAUGUAAACUAUCUGACCGAGAUAUUAAAGAUAAAGUCAAUACAGAUCCGAAGACUAAUUUGGAUCUUAAAUCUCGAAUAUUUUCAUUACGUCUAAUAAUACAAAUACUUCAAACAUCGGGUCCAAUAUUUCGUUCAUCAGAAGAUUUUCUCCUGAUAAUCAAAACAAGUUUAUGUGUAUCAUUAUCACGUAAUGGUGUUUCGUCCAUACCUGAACUGUUUGAAAUGUCUUUAUUUAAUUUUGUUGAAUUACUUGACAAAUUCAAAGCACAUUUAAAAAUACAAAUUGAAGUUCUAUUUCGUGAAAUAUUCUUAACAAUACUCGAAACAUCGACUAGUUCAUUUCGUCAUAAAUGGCUUGUUAUUCAAUCGUUGACAAAAAUUUGUGCAGAUGCUCAAAUAAUUGUUGAUUUAUUUAUUAAUUAUGAUUGCUCAAUGCGAUCUGGAAAUGUAUUCGAACGUCUUGUAAUUGUUCUUUCACGUGCAGCACAAGGUCGACAAGCCGUAGAAUUAGGUUGCAGUCAAGUAGAAGAGCAUAAUUUACGAAUGAAAGGCCUCGAAUGUCUUGUCUCAAUAUUACGAUGUAUGGCUGAUUGGAGUAAAGAUCUGUAUGUCAAUCCACAUCUACAAAGCAAUUUAGGACCAGAUACAAAACCAGUAAAUGAAAAUGGUCACGAUCAAGAUAGUAAUCGAUCAUCGUCAGGUUAUGUCGGUAGUGGAAUUCGUCGUACGGAUUCAAGUGCUUCAAUAAAUUCCUCGCAAUCAGCAGAACAUGUUCAUGAUUUUGAAUUAGUUCGUCAACGUAAAGAAUUAUUCGAAAAAGGCAUUGAUUUAUUUAAUCAAAGUGCUAAAAAAGGCUUAGAAUUUCUCAUUGAUAAGAAUCUUUUGAAUAAUGAACCGGAAGAUAUUGCGCAAUUUUUUCAUUCGUAUCAAGAUGUGUUAGAUAAAACAGUGAUUGGGGAUUGUCUCGGUGAAGAGGAUAAACGUCAUAAGCAAAUUAUGUAUGCGUAUAUUGAUCAAAUGGAUUUCAUACAAAUGGAUUUUUUAACGGCUUUAAGAAGAUUUUUAGCAGGAUUUCGAUUACCUGGCGAAGCGCAAAAAAUUGAUAGAUUAAUGGAAAAAUUUGCUGGAAGAUUUUGUGAAUGUAAUUCAAAUUUACAAAUAUUCGCCAGUGCUGAUGCAGCCUAUGUUCUGGCGUAUUCCGUUAUAAUGCUGACAACAGAUUUACAUAGUAUUAAUGUGAAGAAAAAAAUUACAAAAGAACAGUAUAUAAAAAUGAAUCGUGGCAUUAAUGACAGUCGUGAUUUACCAGAAGAAUUUCUAUCGAAAAUCUAUGAUGAAAUUAAAAACGAAGAAAUCAAACUUAAAGUUACGUCAAUGAAACGGGGAACAAAAGAAACUAUUACAAAUGAUAAACAACGAGAAUUAUUAUUUACUGUUCAAAUGGGAAACGUCGAGUCCAUAGCACGAGAUUUAAUGACUAGUGCAGGCUCCAUGAGUGAAGAGUUUACUAUAGCAAAAAAUUUAGAACAUGUUGGACCUAUGUUUCAAAAAGCCUGGUCACCAUGUUUAGCGGCAUUUAGUGUUAAUCUUCAAGAUAGUGAUCAUAUAGAUCUUACAAAUCUAUGUUUAAUUGGUAUUAGCUAUGCUAUUCGUAUAGCUUGCAUCUUUCAUAUGGAGCUUGAACGUAAUGCAUUUAUUCAAGCAUUAUCACGUUUUACAUUACUCAUGGCAACAUCACAAGUCAUAGAAAUCAAAGCAAAAAAUGUUGAAUGCCUCAAAAUACUAAUAUCAGUUGCACAAACCGAUGGAAAUUAUCUUGGUGAAGCUUGGUAUGAUGUUUUAAAAUGUAUUAGUCAAUUGGAAUUAGCGCAAUUAUUUGGUGUUAAUGUUAAUAAAGGAAAAAUGUCGGUUUCAAAUCAUCAUCAACUGGGUAUACCAACGCAUAUCGGUUCACCUUCAACAUUCAGUUUACCAUUUGAUAAUAUUUUCAAUACUGACAAAGGCUCAUCAAAUAGACGACUACAAACCAUUCAUGGUCAAAUUCAUGAAACAAGCUCACAGAAUAUAGUUGUUUCUGUUGAUCGUAUUUUUGCUGGAUCAGCACGGUUGGAUGGCGAUGCAAUUGUGGCAUUCGUUCGUAGUCUAUGUCAUGUAUCCAUGGAUGAAUUAUAUUCAACUCCACCUCGAAUGUUUAGUUUAUUAAAAGUUGUUGAAAUAUCCUAUUAUAAUAUGGGACGUAUUCGACUUACAUGGUCAAGAAUAUGGGAAAUUGUUGGUGACCAUUUUAAUAAAGCUGCUUGUCAUCCAUUGCAAGACGUAUCAUUUUUUGCAGUUGAUUCUUUACGACAGUUAUCGAUGAAAUUUCUUGAAAAAGGCGAAUUUCCGAAUUUUCGCUUUCAAAAAGAAUUUCUUAAACCAUUUGAAUUGAUCAUGAAAAAAAAUUCAUCACCAACUAUGCGUGAUAUGGUUGUUCGUUGCAUAACACAUUUUGUUGAUGCACAAGCAAAAAAUAUUCGGUCUGGUUGGAAAAAUAUAUUUAGUGUUUUUCAAAUGGCUGCUACAGAUACAGAUGUGCAAAUUGUUGAAUUAGCUUUUCAAACAUGUACACUUAUUGUUGAUGUGGUUUUUGAUCGUUAUUUUGCAUCAAUAUUGGACAGUUUUCAAGAUGCUGUUAAAUGUUUAUCAGAAUUUGCUUGCAAUGUCUCGUUUACUGAUACAUCCAUGGAAGCCAUACGAUUAAUUAGGCAAUGUGCGAAAUAUGUGGCUGAAAAACCACAAAUUUUUCGUGAACAUGCUGGAGAAGAUCUAAUCAAUGUACCCGAAGAAGAUCGUAUUUGGGUUAAAGGAUGGUUUCCUAUUCUCUUUGAAUUAUCAUGUAUUAUUAAUCGGUGUAAACUUGAUGUGAGAACAAGGGCAUUAACCGUCAUGUUUGAAAUAAUGAAAAGUUAUGGUGAAAGUUUUACUCAGAAUUGGUGGAUUGAUUUAUUCAAUGUUGUUUUUCGUAUUUUCGAUAAUAUGAAACUGCCUGAUACACAAGUAGAGAAAAUUGAAUGGAUGACAACAACUUGUAAUCAUGCACUCUAUGCUAUUGUUGAUGUAUUCACACAGUACUACGAUGUUAUACCUGAAUCGGUUGUUAAAGAUUUAUAUGCUCAAUUGAAAUGGUGUAUUAAUCAAAAUAAUGAACAAUUGGCAAGAUCAGGAACGAAUUGCCUAGAAAAUUUUGUUAUUGCUUGCGGUCAACAUUUUACUCCGAAGAUAUGGGAAAAAUUAUGUACUUGUAUAUUAGGAGUGUUUCAUUCAACGCUACCCCAAACGCUUUUAACAUGGCGACCUGAUUCUGAAUCAUCAGGAAUGUUAACAAUCAGCGAAUCUGCUAUACUCGAUCGUACCGAUAGUUCAUUUGAUCAGUCAAUAGUCGAGUCAGCUGCCAGUCAACAUCAUCGUAUGACACGAGCAGGUAGUAGCAGUAGUGUAAAUAGUGCUACAUCAGAUCAACAAGAACCACAUUUUAAUAAUCGCCAUAGCGAACGAACAAAAACGAAUUCAGAUCUUAUGCAAUUUCAAAUUUUAUCAAUAAAAUCUAUUGUACAAAUAGAACUAAUUCAAACAGUUGAUAAUAUUAUUUUUUAUCCUUCUUCAAGUAAAAAAGAAGAUUUACAAUAUAUUUCUAUAGCACAUGCAUUAGCAAGUACACCCGUUGGACAAGAAAAUUUAUCUUAUAUUACAUCGCUUGAUGAUUUACAUAAUGAACAUGGGAUGUACAAACAUAUGAGUUUUGAUCAAUUAAUUUUGCUUGUUGAUUGUUUACUCGAAUCACAUAUGUUUGCACGAGCAUUUAAUUCUAAUAAUGAACAAAGAAAUCUUUUAUGGAAAGCUGGAUAUCGAGGCAAAAUCAAACCAAAUUUAUUAAUACAAGAAACAAAUAGUAUUGCGUGUGCAUUCCGUAUUCUUUUUCGUUUAUACAGUGAUACAAAAUAUAUCGAUUCAAAUGAUUUACUCAAAAAACGAAUACUCAAAUUAACUCGUGAUAGUUUGGAAUAUUAUUUAGCAUUACAAUCGGAAAAUCAUCGUGAAGCAUGGACAAAUGUUCUUAUGCUUCUAUUAACAAAAUUAUUAAAACUCGAUGAAGAACAAUUUAAAUACUAUUCGAUUGAAAUCUAUCCACUUAUCUCUGAAAUAGUUGUAUUUGAUUUGAAACCUGAAUUAAGGUAUAUAUUACGAGAAUUUUUACUUCGUAUUGGUCGAUCAUUUUUACUAAAAACAGUGAUUUAA